This is a messenger RNA of Monascus purpureus, 1045 nucleotides long. Lineage: Eukaryota; Fungi; Ascomycota; Eurotiomycetes; Eurotiales; Aspergillaceae. The record is from the annotation of a GenBank genome assembly.
CGCAGCCCAAGUUUGACUUCGCACUUCUUCCUGGAUUAACCUUUCCUAGUGACCCUGCCCAGAUACAAAAGGGACUAAGAUUGACUAAGAUUGCAACGCUAUUCCUCCGUCAGCCCCUCUCUGUCCACAAAUCCACAAUGCCUAGCGACUACGCCCUGAAACGCUCCUACGGCCAGGAGACGGUGAUAAUCCAUGCCGCCGACCUGUAUCUCCUGGACCAAUGGAGAAUUGACCGUGCCAUCUCGGACGAUGCACAGCGCUCGGCGAUUUUUAGCAAGUGGCUAGAGCUUGGGUCGCGUGGCCGCAUGGUUAGUCCAUCUCAGGUAUCCUACGAGCAGGAGCAAUGGCUAAGCAUGAUUUGUAGCCGUAUGUGGAGCGACUCAAGGAGAUGUCUCUCAGCAAAGAUGAUAUUACGGAGGACGAGAAGAAUCUCCUCGCUCGGGUCCGCAGUGCGUCGGACCGCCAGGGAGUCAGCUAUACACGUCUCGUAUGCACUUUCUACGGUGAAGGCUCGGAAGAAAACUUGGCCGAGCUGAUUUCCGAGGCUGAGUACGACGGAACAGUCUUCGACGAGGCCGCGCUUUACGAUGCGGGAUCCAACGACGGUUUACAGUCGCUGCGUAAUAUCCUGACCCGUAUCCCGCAAAUCGUUGAGGAGACACCCGGGUUUGCUGCUUGGUACAAUGAGAGGAAGCGGAAAACACGAGACGAGGCUAUCGAGGCCAGCGUGGACAAUUUUGACUAUGCUCUGUCGAUCUUUCACCUGGCGGCCAAAUGGAGCCAUGUGCUUAUCUAUGACAAGGAGGCAAACGAUGGCCCGGGGAACGUGCUGCUCGUGUAUAUCGACGACCGCGGCCGUGUUCUACGUUACUCCCGGUUGGACGGCGCUGAGGACUUGCAGGCCGCCGAUGGGAUGCUAUGCUCGGGCCAGGAUUUCAUGCACGCUUGGUGGGAGGGCGGCCGCUACGGCGAGGACUGGGAGCCCGACCAACUUUCUAAGCGAUGGGACGAGGUUGAUUAUGAAACACCUGCGUUGGAGGCCUGA